CGUUUUUACUCCAUUACGCUCCUAUAAGAGUGAACGCACCAUCUUCCAGCUUCUCCCCAUUGUUCACUUGUUGCACCAAGUACUUUGAUCACUUGAACAUGUCUGAUAUCAUCAUCCGCGAGGUUACGGAGGGUAUUUGGACUUUCUCCAAACCCUUCUUGCGUCUCAACGUUCUUCCUAUCGGUGGUCGUUCGACGGCCGUCAGACUUUCCAACGGCGAUGUCUGGGUCCUCGCCUCGACGCCUUUAACUCCGGACACGAAAAAGACGCUGGAGAACCUCGGCCCGGUAAAGUAUAUCGUUGGCGCGGAUUCCGUACAUCACUUGUAUCUCGGCGAGUUUAAAAAGGCCUAUCCCGAUGCAAAGCUGGUUGCUGUCGAGGAAGCUGUCGAGAAGAAGAAGGGUGAAGGGCUGGACUUUGCUGGGUUCUGGGGCGACAAGCAGCAAAACCCCAAGUUUGGCUUCGAGGACGAGAUUGAAUCAUGUUACUUCUCCGGAUUCAAGAACAAGGACGUUGCAUUUGUCCACAAGCCAUCGAAGACGCUCAUCGAAGCCGACCUACUGUUCAACAUGCCCGCAUUGGAACAAUAUUCGCGGUCAUGGUUCUCCGGUCGCAUUCCUUUCAUUGGUAACAUUGACCCUUACACCGCGAGUCACAAGCGCAUGAUGUGGCGGCUCGGCAUGGACAAGGAAGCCAUGAAGCGCGACGCGCAGACGGUUGCCGACUGGGACUUCGAGCGAAUUAUCCCUUGCCACGGUGAUGUCAUCGAGAAGGAUGGAAACAAAGCCUGGCGUGCAGCAUACGAGUACUACCUCAAGUGAGAGUUGCGCGACUGUUUCUAUUUUUGUAUGGAAUAGGGGGGGUGAAAUGUUUCAACUUUAUUCAGCCUAUAUUGUAUCCGCAGUGUUUGUCUACAUUUUUCAAGUGUUCUAAAUAGUACUAUAUGCACCU
Messenger RNA from Heterobasidion irregulare TC 32-1, 951 nucleotides. RefSeq lists its product as uncharacterized. The record is from RefSeq and is a predicted model, not a curated record. The transcript is spliced from 10 exons. Lineage: Eukaryota; Fungi; Basidiomycota; Agaricomycetes; Russulales; Bondarzewiaceae. The coding region runs from base 99 to 821 and encodes 240 amino acids.